CUGCUGCACUUUUGGUGAAUAUAUAUAACGAAGCUAUUACCAUCGUCCAUCCGACUUCUCCCUCCCUUCCUCUCUAUAGAUACACCUAUACAUACAUACAAUAGCUUUGUAAACCUGCUCUGGGCUGAACCUCCUAUUAUCUCGGUCCCGUGCGUAUGACCAGCUCGUACCAGUGUGCGAUUGUGUGCAGUGCAUCUAAAAAUCGCGUAUUCAUGCGUCGAAGAACUCCGGUACCCGUUUCUGUGACUUCAAUAGUGAAUCCCCGUGUCCGAGUGCUGUUCUUGAUGUCGCUCUGAAACGUGGUCGCUGUGAAAAGCAUCUUAUCUCGCCCAGCAUUUACAAUUACGAUUCAGUUUUUGGUUCACGUGCUUCCUAUUACUGCGUGUUCGUAGGCUUGUAAAACGGUGCAAAUUGGUAGUUAUAGUUAGCGGGUUAAUCUUAUUCUUGUUAGACGAAAAACAAAAUCAGAUUCAAUGAUGAACGUGGCCGACGGUAUCUCAAGAAAUGAAAUUAUCAUGCUUCUUGCGAGGCUUUCAUUCGUUACGGCGAUUGGAUUUUUCAGCAUGAAAUGGAUUAUGAAUCAGCUGGAUCCAAAUAAUAAGCAAAAACGCAAAGCCAAAAAGAAGGCUGAAGAACAAUUAAGAAAAUUAGUGACAGCAGAUACCAUAAGUCUAACGAGAUCUAUAGAUUUGGAACAACUGACUGAUUAUGAAAUGAUGAUAGCUAGUCAUCUUGUUGAUCCUAAAGACAUUAAAGUAUCUUGGAGCAAUAUUGCUGGCUUGGAAAAUGUUAUUCAGGAAUUGCAAGAAACUGUCAUUUUACCUAUUCAGCGCAAGGAGCUAUUUGAAGAUUCCCAGCUUACGCAAGCACCAAAAGGAGUGCUACUUCAUGGACCUCCUGGAUGUGGAAAAACAAUGAUUGCCAAAGCUACAGCCAAAGAAGCUAAAACUUGUUUCAUAAAUUUAGAUCUCAGUAUUUUAACUGAUAAGUGGUAUGGAGAGAGUCAAAAACUUACAUCAGCUGUAUUUUCAUUAGCUGUUAAGCUACAGCCAUGCAUCAUUUUUAUCGAUGAAAUAGAUUCAUUUUUACGAGCUCGUAACUCUCAGGAUCAUGAAGCAACAGCUAUGAUGAAGGCUCAGUUUAUGUCUCUGUGGGAUGGAUUGAUAACAGAUCCAGAAUGUACUGUCAUUGUAAUGGGAGCUACAAAUCGACCUCAUGAUUUGGAUAGAGCAAUUUUGAGAAGAAUGCCAGCAACUUUCCAUGUUGGGUUGCCUAAUGAACAACAACGCACACAAAUUUUGGAAUUGAUUCUUCGUAAUGAACCAAUAGCAGACAAUCUUGAUAUUAAUCAAUUAGCAAAAGCAACCGAGGGAUAUUCUGGAUCUGAUUUACAAGAACUAUGCAGAAAUGCCUCUGUAUACCGUGUUCGAGAUUACAUCAGAAAUUCAUAUGCUACUCAACAUCACGAUGAUAUUUAUCACGAUGCUGUCAGACCAAUCACCAUGGAAGAUUUGCUGACUUCUCUGAAGAAAAUGAGAUCUUCAAAAGUACACACAGGUAGUUUAAACUUAUCUAAGUUAGAUUUGGAUUAGAAAAUUAAAACAACCAAAAUGAAUGAUUGUUUUAAAGAAAGUGUGAUUUCAUAACAUUUUGCCUUAUCAGCAAAAUCCAUAGUUAAAUUAUAGAAUUUUUUAUGUUGAUUGGAAUAAUAGUAGAUAGAAUUGUUUACUUUGAAAAGAUGAACAACUAAACAAAAAAUUGAUGCAAGUUGAACACAGCUGAUGGUAAGAUUUUACUGCCUUUGCAAGAUUCUUUUUUUUUAAUUGUUAUAGAUUUGCAGUUAUAAAAAAAUAAUUUUACACUUACUUUACUUGCUUGGUUCAUCAUUUCAAAUAAGUUUAAUUUAAUUACAGAGCGCAAAUUUUUAAGUCUUAAAAAAUGUUAACCAUUGAAAAAAUAUAAUCAGAAUAAUAAAUUUAAAUUAUCAAGUAGAAAAAAAUAAUGAAAAAUGCUAGAACUGGUCAUGUCAUACCAGUCUAGAAAAGCAUAAUUUGUCAACUCAUGUUUUUGUAGGUGGCAUAAGUGAUACACAAAUUUAUAAGUAUCGACUAAUUUUGGCAGAUCAACAUUUUUUUGUUAUACUAGUUUGUAUUUUGUAAACAGUAUAUUUAAAAUAUUGUUUAUACAAUAUCAAAAAAGUUUUGACUUAUAUUAAAAUAUAUUUUGUAAUUUUGGUUUUUUUUUCGUACAAGAGUUUUAAAUACGAAAUGGUAUACUCGAAAUAUGUCCGUGAAAGGGAUAAUUUAAAUCAAUUUUAUUGUUGUAUUUACAAUUAGGUAGGCAGAACCCUAAAAAUACAAUGUGUACAUAAAUAAUCUGAAAAUAUAUGGAAUAAUACUUUUAUCAUCAAAAACUUGAUUAUGUUAUUAAGAAAAUGUAGGGCAAUAUAACAUAAUAAAAAACAAAUGGAUAUGCAAAUAAGAAAUCUGCUCAAUAACUUCAUACGUUUUUUAUAACUAUUUUGAACUAGUCAGAUAUGCACUGUUCAUGUGAAAAAUUUAACUAACUUAAAACAUUUAAUUUGAAUGAUUCUGAAAAAAUAUUUUGUAGGUAAGCUUUUUUGCUCGAAAUUUAUUAGAUAUUAAAUCAAUGUGAUUGAACUUCUUGCUGAAUUGUAAAAUAAAGCAUGAAUUAAGAUCAAAUAGCUUUAGAAAACCUAUACAUACAUAAUAAUUUUUUUAAUAAACCAUUAUGAUGUGGAUAAGCAUAAAUUUGUAAAAUAUAUAUGUAAGUACAAAAAAUGGCACGAAGCCAUUCAUUGAUUGAAAUCAAACUACUUAUACAUAUAACGUAUGUAAUAAUACUUUGAAAUCUGUGUGUUUUUUCCAAUCACUUGGACAAUACCCACCGAUUUUUUUAACUUUGUAAAAACGUUGCGGGCUGUUUGAACUUUCACUUUGUUUAUACUAAAUUUUUAUUUUAUAAUUUAACAAUGGUAGUCAAGAUAAUAUCGUAGAUUAACUUAGAUCUAGAGGGUUUCAUCGUGUAUAAAUAAUUCAAAUUUACUGUUUCCUCUCUCAUUGAUGAAUAAGUAAAGAAAAUAAAUAAAUAAAAUGUCUAAUAAUUGAAUUGUUAUGAAUAAAGAAAAGUAUAGUAAACUUGAAAAAGAAGGAGGUUGUACAUAAUAACCAUUAACUUGAACGAUUUAACAUACGUACGUUACAACUCGUAAAAAUGUAGUACUUAUAAUUCGAGUAACUUGUGCAAUUCAAUUGGACGAUUCAGUUACAAAAAUGGUAAAAAAAACCUUGUUGGUGAAACCAUCGCAAAAAUUUUUCUAAUCGAUGAAAUUUCCGAAAAGAAUACAUGUAUUCCAAGCUUUUCGACAAAAACACCGAUUAUUGUGUAAAAAGUAUCCGCGACACAAAAUUGUAGAUUCUAUUCUUUUUUUUUUUUACAAAUAAACGAUUGUUCGUACUAAAAA
Molecule: messenger RNA, 3484 nt
Organism: Trichogramma pretiosum
Lineage: Eukaryota; Metazoa; Arthropoda; Insecta; Hymenoptera; Trichogrammatidae
Product: ATPase family AAA domain-containing protein 1-like
Exons: 6
Coding region: 474-1592 (372 amino acids)
Cellular component (GO): mitochondrial outer membrane
Molecular function (GO): ATP hydrolysis activity; ATP binding
Source: RefSeq, a predicted model, not a curated record